Messenger RNA from Arabidopsis thaliana (thale cress), 593 nucleotides. RefSeq names its product NAC domain containing protein 27 (gene NAC027). Gene Ontology annotation, biological process: DNA-templated transcription; regulation of DNA-templated transcription. NCBI's taxonomy places the organism in Eukaryota, Viridiplantae, Streptophyta, Magnoliopsida, Brassicales, Brassicaceae. The record is from RefSeq and is marked reviewed. Bases 29 to 514 code for a protein of 161 amino acids. Gene Ontology annotation, cellular component: nucleus. The transcript has a single exon. Gene Ontology annotation, molecular function: DNA binding.
AUUGUUGUGAAUUUCUGUGAGAUUGAGAAUGCAGGCGGAGGAGAUAAUAUGCCGUGUUUCAGACGAAGAGAUCAUCGAGAAUUACCUGAGGCCAAAGAUAAACGGUGAAACAUCUUCAAUCCCGAGAUAUGUUGUGGAAUUGGCAGAGGAGCUGUACACUGUAGAGCCUUGGCUGCUUCCUCGACAAACAGCUCCAAUUCUCAACCCUGGCGAGUGGUUCUACUUUGGGAAACGCAAUCGAAAGUAUAGUAACUUGGAAGGUGUUCAUUGCGAGGGAUCGUGGAUACUCGAAGACGGUUGCAUCGCAGUCCUGUCCAAGGAGACGGGUGAGGAAAUUGGUGGAACGACGAGAUUUAGGUAUUACUAUAGGAACAAGGGGGAUAAAGAGAGUCGUCUGAAGAUGAGCAAUUGGUUUAUGAGAGAGUAUCGUCUCUAUUACAAAUCCAGGAGAGUCUUCAAUGGACGUCAGGUUUUCUGCAUUAUCACUUGUAAUGAUGAACAUUUUAUCGAAUAAUUCUCUCUGCUUUUUUUUCUAAGAUACCAUAGUUUAAGAUCCUAAUUAUGAGUUUGAAUCUAUAAUUAUAACUCUUUGC